Ilyonectria robusta is the source of this 2418-nucleotide messenger RNA. RefSeq names its product aconitase family-domain-containing protein. Lineage: Eukaryota; Fungi; Ascomycota; Sordariomycetes; Hypocreales; Nectriaceae. The transcript has 2 exons. The record is from RefSeq and is a predicted model, not a curated record. Gene Ontology annotation, cellular component: mitochondrion; cytosol. Gene Ontology annotation, molecular function: aconitate hydratase activity; 4 iron, 4 sulfur cluster binding. The coding region runs from base 1 to 2418 and encodes 805 amino acids. Gene Ontology annotation, biological process: tricarboxylic acid cycle.
AUGUUUCGAAAUGCCAGGCUGAGCCCACGCUCGGCAUUGCGACGAAGUCCAACCAUCCUACAGACUCGAACAUUUGCUGUCGCUGCAGAGCAUGUUGCACUCAGCCCAUUGGAGCCGUACAACCCACUGGACUACGGCUCUCGACUCAAAAUACUCCACGAUGUCAAAAGAUCGAACCCGCGGCCGUUGACGCUAUCAGAAAAGCUGCUCUACAGCCAUUUAAUUCUCGACGUGAAAGAGUGGUCGCUGGACGAAAUUGAGAGGGGCAAAACAAUCCUGCAGCUCCAGCCAGAUCGCGUUGCGUGCCACGAUGCCACUGCUACCAUGGCCCUGCUGCAAUUCAUCAGUGCUGGGCUCCCCAGAGUCAAGAUCCCGACUUCAAUCCAUAGCGACCACUUGAUUGUUGCCGAGUAUGGCGCUGAGGCAGACCUUCGCCGAGCGGCUGGCGAUCAUCAGGAGGUGUAUGCCUUUCUGAGCAGCGCAGCAAAGAAGUAUGGCAUUGGAUACUGGAAAGCCGGCGCAGGCAUUAUCCACAUCACCAUUUUCGAAAACUACGCUUUCCCCGGCGGCCUCAUAAUCGGAACAGACUCCCACACACCCAACGCCGGUGGAAUGGGAAUGCUAGGGAUUGGUGUUGGAGGUUCAGACGCGGUGGAUGCCAUGGCCGGUAUGCCUUGGGAGCUCUCGUGCCCAAAAGUCCUAGGCGUUCGCCUCACCGGGAAACUCCAGGGUUGGAGUUCUUCCAAAGACAUCAUCUGCAAACUCGCGGGUAUUCUUACUGUGUCAGGCGGCAAGGGAAAGGUCAUUGAGUUCUUCGGGCCUGGGUGCGAUACUCUUGGGGCAACGGCUAUGUCGACUGUGUGCAACAUGUCGGCCGAGAUAGGCUCGACGUCGUGUAUUUUCCCCUACUCUGCUGCCAUGUCUCGCUAUCUCUCUGCGACCAAAAGAAGCAAUAUUGCCGCUCAAGCCGAUUUAUUCAAGGGGCAGCUCCUUACGGCCGAUCCAGGAAGCGAAAAGUACUACGACGAUAUCAUUGAGAUAGACCUGUCUCGACUAGAGCCACACAUCAACGGCCCGUUCACGCCAGACCUAUCUCAUCCGCUGUCCCAAUUCAAGGAACACAUGAGUGCAAGCUCGUGGCCCUCCAAACUAAGCGUGAGCAUGGUUGGGAGCUGCACAAAUAGUUCCUACGAGGACCUCGACAAGGUCCGUGAUCUCGUUAUCCAAGCCAAGACCGCCGGUCUGGAAAAGGUCAAGACGCCUUUUCUCGUCAGCCCGGGAAGCGAGCAGAUCAGAGCCACGGCAGAGGAGAAUGGCAUCUUGGAGACGCUACGACAAGCAGGGGCAACUGUGCUGAGCAACUCAUGUGGGCCAUGUGUCGGUCAAUGGGACCGAAAAGACGUCGAUGUCGCGGGAGCGGAGAGGAACUCGGUCAUUUCAAGCUUCAACCGCAAUUUCACAGGCCGUCACGAUAGCAAUCCAGCGACUCAUUCGUUUGUUACCUCUCCCGAGCUCGCUACUAUGUUUGCCUUUAACGGAGAUCUCAACUUUGACCCUACCACGGACGGCGUGAGCGUCGACGGCACAGGAGCUGCGACUGAGUUCCGCUUCUCGCCUCCCAAGUCUAGGGAACUACCCGUUUCCUUCUCUCCUGGCGAUGAUCGCUUCCAGGCUCCGGUUCUGUCCGACACUAGCGCCCUGAAAGUCGACAUCCAUGCAAGCAGCGAUCGAUUGCAACUCCUAACACCCUUCGAGUCGUGGGAGGAUGGAAAGGCAAGCGGCAUGGAGAUCUUGAUCAAAGUCAGCGGCAAGUGUACGACAGAUCACAUUUCCCCAGCCGGUCCCUGGUACAAGUACCGGGGUCACUUGGAAAACAUCAGCAACAACAUGCUUCUCGGCGCAACCAACAGCUUUCUGCCCGACGCCAGCUCACUUGAGAUGAUUGGCAAGGCCCUGGACCCAAUUGACGGAGAGAUCAAGCCUGUACCCCAAGCUGCCAAAAGCCUGCAGCGUGAAGGGCGCCGAUGGUGUAUCAUUGGAGACAACAACUAUGGCGAGGGCAGUUCACGAGAGCACGCCGCGCUCGAGCCCCGGUUCUUAGGCGGCGUGGCCGUGAUUGCGAGGAGCUUCGCCCGCAUCCAUGAGACGAAUCUGAAAAAGCAAGGCAUGCUGCCUCUGACUUUCAAUGAUCUGGAUGACUAUGACAAGAUCAAAGAGGGUGACACUGUUAGCCUUUUCGGUGUUGACAAUGGGGAACUGCAACCUGGGAAGCAAGUCACAAUGGUGGUGGUUUCAAGGGACGGUCCGCAGUGGACUUCGACGCUGAAUCACUCGUAUCACGAGCACCAGAUUGAGUGGUUAAGAGCCGGGAGUGCGCUCAACUACAUCAAGCGAGUGACAUUGGGCCAGGUAUUUUAG